This is a messenger RNA of Trichogramma pretiosum, 644 nucleotides long. RefSeq names its product cytochrome c oxidase subunit 5B, mitochondrial-like. The record is from RefSeq and is a predicted model, not a curated record. Gene Ontology annotation, biological process: mitochondrial electron transport, cytochrome c to oxygen. Lineage: Eukaryota; Metazoa; Arthropoda; Insecta; Hymenoptera; Trichogrammatidae. Gene Ontology annotation, cellular component: mitochondrial envelope. The transcript has 3 exons. Bases 146 to 529 code for a protein of 127 amino acids.
CAGCGCACAAUCGAAGCCCAAAUCCCGAGCAAAUCGCAAUAAAGUGUCAUCUUCUUCGACUAUAAGGAAGCCCAAUUGAGUGUGGUUUUCUCGUCUAUCUAUCCAGUGUUUUUCUUGACUUAAAGGAAGGUACGAUCGAGCGACGAUGGCCUCCCUCUGCAGACGCGCGAUUUUCCAGCUGGCCAGGACGACCCGUGCCGUGCACGUGUCCGCCUUCCGCUUCAAAGCCGAGGAGAAGGACAUGCCCGACCCACUGGACCACGCCACCGGUUUGGAAAAAGCUGAAAUGCUCGCCCAGCUAGCUGGCAACGACGAUCCCUUCGACACCAAAGUUGUCACUCGUGGACCUGGAACCAAGGAUUGCCCAGAGUUAGUUGGAAGCUACUUUGACAGCCGCAUGAUUGGAUGUGUAUGUGAGGAAGAUCAAACUCAUAUCAACUGGAUGUGGCUCCAUAAGGGUCAGCCAAAACGCUGCGGUGAUUGUGGUCAUUGGUACAAACUUGUUGACAGACAGCCAAUUAAAGUUUAAAUGCUGCACUAGUCAAUUGUUUGAACCAUUCAUCUUAGAAAUAAUUCGUUAUAAUAGAUAAUAAUGAAGAAAAUCAAGAGAAACUUAUUUACAAUAAACAUCUAUGAAUUCUGAA